CACCCAAUGUCAAAAUUGUCAAACUUCAAGUAGAAGAGUUUGUGUGUGUACGUCCGUAUUAUUCAUUGUGUAAUACUUAAUAAAUUAGCUGCUUUAACAGGCGCAUAAAUAGGUUAAUAACAUUAACUCAAAGAUCUGUGAUAUAGAUUUAAUUUGUAUAAACAUAAUGUCGAACCCCUGGAAGAAAAUCGCUGCGCCAGCAGAAGUACAAGACUUGUCUGACAUAAUGUCUGAAGAGCUCGCACGAGGGCUACAAGUAAAGGAGGAAAUCAAGUUCGCUGAGCAGUUCUCUGAACAGUUGUCCGACCAGCAUGUGAGUACGUCUAACGAUAUACCACCUGAGAUAUUACAUGAAAUCGAAGCAUCCAAUGUUAAGGAGUAUUGCAACUCGGAUGCAAUCAUUGCGAAAGUGUUGCAGUGCCAAUUCGACAGGGAAUAUGAUGACGAGCUCAAGGUGGUAGAGAAGAAACGUAACGGAGACGCUAAAGUAUCCAUAUCAUACGAUAACUACUUUAAUGUCCCCAAACAUUUGAUUUACGAUUCAGAAUCAGAUGACGAAGAUUAUGAAAGGGGGAAGAAAGAUUGGGAUCGUUUCGAGACUAACGAGAAGGAGUUCGCGAGCCUGCCUAAACGUGGCUACGUGAUGAAAGAUGGAGAGAUGGUCACCAAACAUGACAGUGUGAUCAAUGGCAGGAGGAACGCUUGUCGCGUGAUGGCUUUCCCUCCGGAGGUGUGCACUGGCGACGGCGCAGGGUUCGACAUGAAGCUGUCCAAUUCCGUGUUCAACCAUUUGAGGGAGCAAACAAGACAUCACCAAACACGUAAACAUAAAAUGUUGGACCGCAAGGAAAGUCAUGCUACUGCAGAAAUGGGUCUGGAUGAGCCUACUAGGCUUAUUUUGUUUAAACUCAUCAACAAUGAAUUGUUGGAAGAUAUUAAUGGAAUAAUCUCAACUGGGAAAGAAUCAGUGGUGUUGCAUGCCAAUGGCAACACAAAUUACCCAGACUUAACAGUUCCUAAAGAAUGUGCAAUCAAAGUAUUUAAGACUACUCUGAAUGAGUUCAAAACUCGUGAUAAGUAUAUUGAAGCUGAUUACCGUUUCAAGGAUCGGUUUUCAAAGCAGAACCCACGCAAGAUAGUUCACAUGUGGGCUGAGAAGGAGAUGCAUAACAUGCUUCGUUUGAAGAAGAUUGGGUUGAAUUGUCCUGACAUGGUUUGUUUGAAGAAACAUAUUUUGGUGAUGUCUUUCAUUGGGAAAGACAAUAAGCCUGCUCCUAAGCUGAGGGAUGUUAUUUUAAAGCCGGAGAAGUGGCAGAGUGUGUACAAUGAGGUGGUGGAGGCGGUGCACAAGAUGUACAACACUGGGCACAUGAUCCAUGCUGAUCUGUCGGAGUACAACAUCCUGUGGUGGGACAACAAGUGCUGGUUCAUAGAUGUGUCCCAGUCUGUACAGCCCGACCAUCCUAAUGGUCUGGAGUUCUUGCUCAGGGAUUGCCGUAAUAUUGCCAAUUUCUUUGAGAAGAAGGGAGUUGCUGACAUGAAAUCUGGUGAAGAUCUAUUCAAGUCAAUUACUGGUUUUGAAGAAAUUGAUGUGAACUUCUUGGAAGGAGUUCACACAACCUACAACAGUCUGUUAUCUAGAUUUGAGGUGGCCCCAGAUGACAACAGGAAUGUCAGCUAUCCAUUUGAGUACUGCUGGCAGAAGACCAGUGAGGGGAAGCUCAAGAGUGACAAGAGUGCUGAUGAAGAGGAAGAUGAUGAUGAGGAGGAUGAAUUUGAGGAAAUGUGGAGCCACUCCCUCCAGAACAAGGCAGUGGUAGACACAGCAGCUGACUUUGGCAAUGAGGUCAUAGUCCAGGAGGGCAGUUCCAGAGACAAUGUAGCUGUGGACCGUGAAGUCAACUUUGGUAAAGAACUAGGAGUUGUUAUACCAAAGAUGGAUGGAAUAAGUAGUACUGAUAAAAAGUCUUAAAAAUAUUCAAUGUGUUCAUAAAGGUAAAGAAAGCACACAAAAAAAAGUUUUUAACUGUGUAUAAAAAAAGCUAAAAAAAAUGUAAUGAAGUAUACCUACAUUUAUAUAACUAUGCCUUUCAGGAUUUGGGGCAAUAAAUUGAGUGUUAAUGAAA
Molecule: messenger RNA, 2126 nt
Organism: Helicoverpa zea (corn earworm)
Lineage: Eukaryota; Metazoa; Arthropoda; Insecta; Lepidoptera; Noctuidae
Product: serine/threonine-protein kinase RIO3
Exons: 2
Coding region: 167-1972 (601 amino acids)
Biological process (GO): protein phosphorylation; maturation of SSU-rRNA
Cellular component (GO): preribosome, small subunit precursor; cytosol
Molecular function (GO): protein serine/threonine kinase activity; ATP binding
Source: RefSeq, a predicted model, not a curated record